UUUAAUAUUGUUGUUUAUUAUUGUCAGUUAAACAUUUGAACGUCAUGAAAAUAUUCGAACCUGGAUUUCGCUUUUUCUCACAUUAACAACCAAUUUACAAUUAUUAUCCGAACGUCGACAACUUACAUAAUCUGAAAAUAGUUUUACUUGUGAUGGCAGUUUUUACAGAACUUUUAAAAUCCCUGCACUAUCUUGCCCAACCUGAACGCAGCCGGCUGAUUGUCGCCGGCAUAUUCCUAUCCGACGGUCAGGCGGCCCUAGUUGACCGGAAAAACUCGGUCCUCAUCGUCACUGACAUUGACCAAGAGACGUACGAAGAGGUGAACCUGCUGACGAUUCUUCCGGAAGAGUAUCAGUGUGUUACAGAUACGGUAGCUUCCGGCUAUGACGUCAAGUCGUUCGCAAAGAAAGGCGCCAGAAAUGCAUUACAUGUCGAUUCCGCUCUUCCGCAGCCUUCCGACGUGAAUCGGUGUCCCGGAAGUGACAACAUGCUCGUUGUGACCUUCACCUGCCCCGACCAUUCGAUCGCUGUUAAAUGUGAGCUGCAUUUGAAGAAAGGAGCGUCGCUCGCAAGCCGCCUAUCGAGGGUAUUACACGUCCGUAUCAGAGACCGAACACGGACUGUUGUAUCGCUUUCAGACGGCGUCUUCAUUGCGUCUACGCCAGAUAACGUCGUCGUUCUAUCUGAAAUCGGGGAUAAUCUUGGCAUGCAUAGACGGGGAAAGAGGGAUCGAGGCGGACUGCUCAUGACAGACGGUCAUGACAAGGUGUAUUUCGGUGACGGUGACUUCUUUGUCGGUUGCAGAUGGUCCGGGAACUUCUUGCAAGAAAUGUUUCGGUUUCAGCACAAACGAAUGAAGUUUCCCAGAGGGUCGGCUAUAGACGGAAGUGGCUGCAUACUGGUCUGUUGCGAUGCAUCGCACAGCAUUUUCCGCCUGAACGCCGAUGGAUCACGUGGUGAAGUCAUUUACUUCGAUCGGAGCAAGCGUGUCCUGGUAGUGUCAAAGUCUGGCGAUCUUUCCCUUAAAGACAUAUUGUCGUAUGAACUAAGUCUCCAUCCUCCUGUCCUCUUUGAAGCCAAAAACAUACUUCGUAAAGCAGACAAGCCUCAGAUAAUUCAGUCAAUGAGAGAUCCAGUUAUAAACGUAUCAAAGUCACGGGACCAUCUUCUUGUUGAAAAGUGCAUACACAGCCAGCUUGCAACCGAAAUGACCCAGGAAGAUCCAGAAAUUCAGAUACUGCUGGAUCAUGCCAAGGAUUUGUACUGUUCCCUUCUUAUGGACAAAACGACUCAAGCAGAUGCUACAUACGAGAGGCGCCCACAUUAUAUUUGA
Messenger RNA from Dreissena polymorpha, 1334 nucleotides. RefSeq lists its product as uncharacterized. The transcript is spliced from 5 exons. NCBI's taxonomy places the organism in Eukaryota, Metazoa, Mollusca, Bivalvia, Myida, Dreissenidae. The record is from RefSeq and is a predicted model, not a curated record. The coding region runs from base 153 to 1334 and encodes 393 amino acids.